AUGCGGACCCGCAUGUGCUUCGACGAUGUCGCGUUGGAACGGAGUGACGCCAUCCAAGACGCCUGGGUACACGAAUUGUUCAAGGAAGACACUCUGAUGGCGAUAGGUAAAUUUAUCCUGAAACAUCGUAGAGGGGUGCCUAUUGAGCUGUGUGAUCCAAAAGCUGGGGCGUUUAAUGUUUCCUUCAGAAUGAAGUUUGAGGACGGCGGUUCUGCAAUCAUUCGAUUUCCCAAACCCGGUGCUACAAUGUUUCCCAAUGAGAAGGUGCGCAAUGAAGUCGAUAUAAUUAGGUAUAUUCAACAGCAUACGACGAUUCCCGUACCAUUUGUCCUGCACUGGGGUACCAAAGAGGAAAAUCCUCUCGGCCUUGGCCCAUUUAUCAUCAUGGAAUACAUUGACCAUGUAAUGGACCUGAGCGUCGCCCUUAACACCCCUGGAUUUGCGAUCAAGGAUCGUCCGAUUCUCGACCCAUAUGUUGAUGACACCAAGCUUGAACUGCUAUACGGGCAGUUCGCGGAUAUCUUGCUUCAGUUGUCCACGCUACGGCUGCCUAGAAUAGGAUCAUUGGUCCAGAUUGACGAUUUCACUUGGGAGGUAGCGCAAAGACCACUAUCCUAUAAUGCAAACGAACUCGUCCGUCUAGGGACUCUACCACGCUCGAAGUUGCCAAGGGUGAACGAAACUUUUCAAUCAGCGUCAGCCUACUUCAGUACUCUGGCAGAUCUCCACCUCGAGCAUCUCACACACCAACAGAACGAUGCCGUUGAUUCCGCGGAUGACUGUCGACGAAAGUAUAUUGCAAGAUUGUUGUUCCGCAAGCUUGCUAAGGACGGCCGAUUCACGACUUCGUCCACGAACCUCGGUCCAUUUAACAUCUGGUGUGACGAUCUUCGGCCCUCUAACGUCUUGAUCAACGAACAUCUUCAAAUCGUAGGGGUUGUGGACUGGGAAUUCACUUAUGCUGCGCCAGUGAAGUUCUCCCACGCCCCACCGUGGUGGCUGCUUCUUGAGCAGCCAGAGUAUUGGCCGGAUGGUAUGGAAGCGUGGACGAAGCUGUAUGAAUCACGCCUUCAGACGUUCUUGAAAGUGCUACAUGAACAGGAGGACGUGGCCAUAGACCGCGGUAGACUGAACGAUGAACAAAGGCUCUCCGGGCCAAUGCAACAAAGCUGGGAGAGCGGUGACUUUUGGGUCGCCUAUGCAGCGAGGAAGAAUUUCGCGUUCGAUGCUGUAUUCUGGAGAAAGCUUGAUGGACGAUUCUUUGGGCCCGGAAUGAGCACUGAAGACGACCGUUGGAAAGAACGGAUAAAUCUUCUUACCAAAGAUGAAAGAGCAAAUAUGGUGGUGGAGAAGAAACUGGCAGAGAUGGAAACAAGGAUACUAGCCUGGGAGCCUGAUGAGGUGGAUCCGAAGAUCUUGAACUAG
Molecule: messenger RNA, 1425 nt
Organism: Penicillium bovifimosum
Lineage: Eukaryota; Fungi; Ascomycota; Eurotiomycetes; Eurotiales; Aspergillaceae
Exons: 1
Coding region: 1-1425 (474 amino acids)
Source: RefSeq, a predicted model, not a curated record